CCAUUUAAUUCCGUUAGCUUUAAAACUGUCAUUUGUUAUUUUUCCGUAGAGGUGAAAGUAUGUCCAGAUAGUAGUGACCAAAAUUCGACUGGAUCAAAAUGAGAAGUUACCCUUACAUACCCAGCAUGGUACAAGCUAUAACUGUCCUUACGGUAUUGAAGAUGAUGACCAAAGCCCAAACAACUUGCGGCUCUGGAUCAGUGAAUGGUAAAAUAAUGUAUGAGAGGCUUCCAAAUAUCCAGCUGCAAGGUUUUGACGACGAUAUCGUACGGGAUACAGCACCACCUUUCAUGGUCCUGGAAAAGUGCCAAGAUUUGUGUCUACGAGAUCGGACACCUAAUAAUAUAGUGCGAACUUGUCAAUCUUUCGAUUUUCAGCCGGGUAGUCGAAUAGCCACUUACAGUGGUGGAAGUGAUUAUGAAGAAAGUACCUGUUACCUCACCUCAGAAUCUGCAAGACCGGAAGGAAUAGGAAGUCUUAUGAUUGUACCCAACAGCGUUCACUUUACUGAAGUGUGUAUAACAUCAAGUCGGCCAGAAAGGGAAUGUCCAAAUCGAAGGUACAUUUUCGAAAGACACCCUAGGAAGAAAUUAAAGUUACCUACUCCGGAUAUGAAAGAAAUGACGGCUUCGAAUAGAACAGAUUGUGAAGACAAAUGCCUCAAUGAAUUCAGCUUUGUUUGCAGAUCAGCCACUUACGACUCCAAUAUGAGAACUUGUACCCUUAGCAGAUACACUAGAAGAACACAUCCUGAACUGUUGGUAGACGAUCCGGAAUCAGAUUACUUGGAAAAUACUUGCUUAAAUGCUGAAAGAAGAUGUGACGGUUUGGCUGUAUUCAUUAAAGAAGAAAAUAAGCGACUUGGUGGACCGUUUGAAGUAGAAAUGUUUACUAACCUGACUCUAGAUGACUGUCAAGCAAUGUGUGUACGAGCUGAAAAAUAUCUGUGCCGAUCUAUAGAAUACGAUGAAAUGACGAAACAAUGCACCUUAUCAGAAGAAGAUUCAAUUUCACAGAAAGACGAUAUUGGUGUAGCUAGCAGUCCAUCGCAUCAUUUCUAUGAUUUUGCUUGCUUGGAUAGCCCUCGAGGUUCAGAGUAUCCCGAUAAUUCAGUAACAUCUCAUCUAUUUAGUGGUAAAAAGCCCGAUACAGCUUUCCAAAGAUACAGAAAUAGUCGAUUGGGUGGAGAACAUCAUUCCGAAAUAUCAGGAAGAUCUCUAAGUGAAUGUCUGGAUGAAUGUUUAAGGCAACCCAGCUUUCAGUGCCGCUCUGCUGAAUACAGUGAAAGAUAUCGUACUUGUAGAUUGACUAGGUACAAUCAGAGAGAUGGUAUGAGAAUCAUAUAUGACGCAGAUUAUGAUUACUACGAGAAUUUAAUGCUUGGAGGAGAAAAUGAUGGUACUGGCCAAAGACCAGGUGGAGAUGGAAGCAACAGCGUUUAUCGACCAGGAGAAGAUCGUUAUCCAGGAGGUGGAGGUGAUCGUUUCAGACCUGGUCGACCUGGCAGUGGAGGCUCUAGUGGAGACCGAUUCCCUCCCAAAUAUCCCAGCAGGUUUCCACCAAGUGGAUACGACGGGGAUAGAUAUCCAGACAGGAGACCGCCUAUUCAUAAAUAUCCGGACUACGAUGACAGAUACUAUCCAGAUGAUAGAAUCCCUGACAGAGGAGGCUCUAGGUAUCCCGAUCGUGGAGGCUCCAGAUAUCCUGAUCGAGGAGGUCCAAGAUAUCCAAUAGGACCUUCACAUGGACCUCCUGAUAGAUAUCCCUCUGAUAAAUAUCCUCCUGAUAGAUACCCGACUGAUAGAUAUCCUGAUAAAUAUCCUGAUAAAUAUCCUGAUAAAUAUCCUGAUAAAUAUCCUGAUAAAUAUCCUGAUAAAUAUCCUGAUAAAUAUCCUGAUAAAUAUCCUGAUAAAUAUCCUGAUAAAUAUCCUGAUAAAUAUCCUGAUAAAUAUCCUCCUGAUAGAUAUCCUUACUACCCACCUUCAUCCAGUGGGAAAUAUCCAGGGGAUAGGUACGGAGACAGAUAUGGAGAUAAAUACGGUGAUCGAUAUGGCGAUAAGUAUGGGGACAGAUAUGGUGAUAGGUACGGUGACAAGUAUGGUGAUAGAUACGGUGAUAGAUACGGCGGAAACCUAUAUGGAAAUAAAGAUACUUACAAUGGAUAUAGAUACGGAGAUAGAUACGGUGGUACCGGAGAUAGAUACGGUGGUACCGCAGACAGAUAUGGUGGUACCGCAGACAGAUACGGUGGUACCGCAGAUAGAUACGGUGGUACCGCAGAUAGAUACGGUGGUACCGCAGAUAGAUACGGUGGUACCGCAGAUAGAUACGGUGGAACCGGAGAUAGAUACGGUGGAACUGGAAGUAGGUACGGUGGUGACGAUUUUGGAAGUCGCUAUGGCGGUGGUAAUAGGUACGGCAAUAGAUACAAUAAUAGAUAUGACGAUAGACAUGGAGAUAGGUACGAUUAUUAUGGCGAUGAUCGAAACGGUGGAAGCAGAUGGUUCUUCAGACCUGACAGAAGACCAGGUGGUCGUCCAGUUGAUCCACAAAGACCUUACGAAUCUGGACUUGGAAAUGGCCGACCUUACGAACCUGGAGUGGGAAAUGGUCGACCUUACGAACCUGGACUUGGAAACAAUCGACCGUACGAUAAACCUUAUGACGAUAGAAGAAGACCUUUAUCCCCAGGACCAGAUGGCCCGAUAUAUGACAACUAUGGACCAAACGGACCAAAUAAUAACAAACCAUAUCAUUUUAGAUGCGACGAAGGAGAAGAUAAUUUUAAGCAAAUGGGUUAUCGCCAAAGAAUGAGGAAGGAGUUUGUCAAGAGGGUUAUUAACGCUCCAUCGCUAAGAGAAUGCGAAAGAGAAUGUAUUGAGGCCAGAGAUUUCAGUUGCCGAUCAUUUAAUUUCAAAGAUUCUCAGCCAGGAGGUUAUGAUCAUCCUGCUGGAGAUAGGGACAACUGUGAACUGAGCGAUAGAGAUACUAGAGAUCUAGAAAUGGAUAAUCCACAAUAUUUCGACACUAAGGGAACCUACGACUUUUAUGAACGAGGUUUAGGUGGAGAUGGAGACUGUUUAGAUGUUAGCCAAGUUUGUAACGAAGAUGGCAUGGAAUUCACCCUUCGCACUCCUGAAGCAUUUUAUGGUAGAAUUUAUACAUACGGUUUUUACGACAGGUGCUUUUUCCGUGGAAAUGGUGGCACCUUAAAUGUCCUGCGAAUUAGCGGUUCUCAAGGUUACCCAGAAUGUGGAACACAACGAUACGGUGAUACUAUGACCAACAUUGUGGUUGUACAAUUCAGCGAUUUUGUACAGACUGGAAAAGAUAAGAGAUUCAAUUUGACUUGUCUAUUCCGUGGACCUGGUGAAGCUGUAGUGUCUUCUGGAUUCAUUGGAGCAGGAUCUGGUAGUCCAGUCCCAAUAGAAUACCUUCCAGCCGAAAACACUCUUAGUUCAAAAGUGCGACUAAUGAUUCUUUACCAAGGACGUCCUACUACAACAAUUGCAGUUGGCGACCCUCUUACUUUCAGAUUAGAAGCACAAGACGGUUAUAGCUAUGCAACAGAUAUAUUUGCGACAAACGUCGUAGCAAGAGAUCCCUAUUCUGGUAGAUCUGUGCAGCUUAUAGAUCGAUUUGGGUGCCCGGUAGACAGCUUUGUAUUCCCCGAAUUGGACAAAGGCAGAAGUGGAGACAGUUUAGAAGCUCGAUUCAACGCUUUCAAAAUUCCAGAAUCAAAUUUCCUUGUAUUUGAAGCCACCGUACGAACUUGUAGAGAAGGAUGCCAACCUGCCUACUGUCAAGUUGGUUCAGGUCGUUCCGAACCAUCUUUUGGUCGCCGAAAAAGAGAAAUUAAUACAACCAUGGAAAUUGAAUCCGAAAAACAAGUUAACAACACCUUGAUUCUAUCAACUCCAAAUUCUACCAGUCUAGAACAAGACGACGAUGAUUCGAAAGAAACAAAUAUUUCUUUUUUAAAAAGUACUUCAGGUGAAAAAGAAAUUAAAAAUAGUAAUUUGGAUAAAAUGAGCAAUGAAAAGCAAUUAAAGAAAAAAGAAAUUAAAGCUACUAAGGAGGAUAAAACAAGUGAUGAAAAGGAAUUCGAAGAAAAAGAAAUUAAAGCUACUAAGGAAGAUAAAACAAGUGAAGAAAAGGAAUUCGAAGAAAAAGAAUUCGUUAGAGAAAUGAUUGAGGUAUUCGAUUCAAGAGAAGAACUUCAACAAGAAGCUCGACGUACAGAAUACCUCCCUGAAACGGUUUGUUUGACGCCAGGUGCUUACCACGGACUUGUCAGCGCUGUUAUGAUACUCGUCGCUAUUUUAUUAACAGGCGCUUUGAUUGCCGGGAUGGCUUACCGAAGAUACUGGCUAGUUAUGAGGAAAAACAUUCUAGUUGAUAGGUCAAAUUCGAAUCUUUCGACCUCCUAUCCAAAUACACGCAGCAGUGCAACGUCAAAUAUAUCCAUUUUUGGAGCAGGUCUGCAGAAGCAGUUCGCCAGCUUCGGAAGAGCAGCAAAUCUGGCUAGUUUUCCCAAAAUCGAUUCAGAUUUCCAUGAAACCGCGCCGGGAGGUCUGUUUGAGGAUCCAAGUGAGCCUAUUUAUACAGAUCCAUCGCUCUUUGAGCGAUCUAGAAGUUUAAGGAGUAUAGCGAUAUCGUCAAAGAGAAGAAAAUCGCCUACGGAAUAAAAUUAGUUUUAUUAUCACAUAUAUAGUGAAAUUUUUGAAUUAAUUUGAAACAUUGCCAGGAUUAAUAAGCUUACAAAACUAUUACGAUUUCAGUUCAGUCAAAUAUAGGGUGAGUACCGAAAUCAAAAGAUUUAAUAUUUUAAAAGGGAAAGUAAAAAAAAAACGCAAAACGGGUCAAUCUUUUUUUAAUGGGAGCCCAUUUCUUUCAUAUCCUUAACUGUCAUAAGUCCCUCCCCCACGUCACUCUAACCGAUACAAUUUAUAAGGAAGUACCAAGUAUGCCACAUCGAAAAGGUGGUAAUUUUAUGAAGAAUUCAGCAAUAUAAAUGUUUAUUGUGUUACUUUUUAUUUUAGGGUAAUCUACCGAAAUAAAAAGAUAUUACGUAUUAUAAACUGGCGAAUAUCUUAGUUUCGGUAAAUCUUUACACUUUUUUGUCCUCACUGAGAACCAAAGAUGUAAUCAUAUUUAUGUUAACUAGCUUAACUAAUGGCGUUUUCAACUAAAAUUUUUAGUGUGUUCUGAGUGUAUUCACACUUUCUUUUUUUCCAUAUCAGUAAACAAGGACUCAAAUAUUCGACGUUUAAUUAACAGAAAACGGUACCAUAUACGGGAAACAUAAUCGUAUACUUUUAAAAUUAAAAACAAAUAUUCCAAAAGUUUUAUAAUAUACAGAGUAUCCCAUUUAAAUAAAUUAUUGUAUCCCGUGAAAUAUGCACGCCACUGUGGUUUUAAUUUCAUUUUAACAAAAUUCAGCCAUAGCCACACAGCUUUUAUUUAAAAUAUUUUUUGUAUAUGUAAUAAUAACGAUUAUACAGUGUGUUCUAUAAAGUUGGA
Molecule: messenger RNA, 5523 nt
Organism: Psylliodes chrysocephalus
Lineage: Eukaryota; Metazoa; Arthropoda; Insecta; Coleoptera; Chrysomelidae
Source: the annotation of a GenBank genome assembly